AGCCCUGUUUUCUUAUAGAAUGAAUGUCACGUCUGUAUAAAAUAUAUGAACCUGAUGUUAUUGUUGGGAGCAUCAAGGCUCCUUGUUCCCUGAAUCCCACAUGCCAUGAACAUUGGUUUGCAUCAAAACCCAGAUUAAGUUACUUGAAACUUAAAGUAAAGAAUAUAAUCUUUGCCCAAAAGUCUAUGGUUUAGGAUUUUGAUACGUGAAAGAACCUUCACAGAAUGUACCACGCGGGGAAAAAUUCGCAGCCUUAUUGGACCAUUAACCCUCAACUUCUCACAUAAAUUUCUUCCCAUUCCAGCAAAUUAAAGUGUUUAACAACGGGGCAAUUUGGGAAGUAAGCAUAAAACCCAAAUUAAGCAGAGAAAUCUUGUUUGUCUUAAAUGUAUGUCAGAACCUAGCUAGGAAGGUUAAAGAAACAACACUGUUUCCUUUGCAUGUGAUUUAUGUUCCCUCCCCUGUGUUUUCUGAUAGAGAAGCCUUCUCUCUUGUCUCUUACUCAUCCUUACAUAUUCUUUUCUCUCCUUUUUAUCUCUGAAAGAAGUCCAAAUCUUAGAUUUAAGUUUUAGUAUUGUAUAAACAAAUGAACCUUUAAAACAGUUCUUUCAAUUUCCCUUCUCCAAACCAUGUCUCCCUCUCAAACUCAUCAAGCCAUGUCUACUUCUUCUUCUAUCUGGUUCCUUUCUUGUAGAAAACUUAAGUUCUUUACUAGAAUCCGUAGGUUUUUGCAAUCCAAAGCAGCAAGGAAACGUUACGGGUCAUCAUCAUCUGAACAUUCAAACAAGUUAAUAAUAAAAAACUACACUGAUAAAGAGGAAGAUCAGCUAGAUAUGGAGAAAGAAAGCGAGCUCGAUGGUUCCGUGGUGUUGCAAAAAUCUGUGAAGAUGCUUCACUUUGGGAGCUGGGAAGAGAAAGAGAUGGCUGCUAAGGCGAUCGAGAAACUCGCUAAAGAAGAUAUUAAGACAAGGAAGUUGAUGGCAGAGCUUGGAGUUAUACAUAUGCUUGUGUCUAUGGUGGCUACUGAUGUGGUUGGCCGCCGUCGGGCCGCCAUCAAGGCCUUGAUCGAGCUUGCAAAUGGAACUUUUACAAACAAGGCUUUAAUGCUAGAGGCUGGAAUAUUAUCGAAGUUACCAAAAGACAUUAAUGUUAUAGAAGAACAAACGAGGCACGAAUUUGCAGAACUGUUAUCAUCAUUAUCUUCUAUAUCAAAUACCCACUUCUCUCUAGCCACAUCUGAGAUCCUCCAGUUUCUCAUUGGCAUUCUUGAGUCAGCCUCCAACCUUGAAACUAAGGAGUCUUGUUUAGGUGUUCUAUACAAACUGUCUGCUGUGGUAGAAAAUGCUGGACCUAUGGUAUCUAAUGGAAUCGUGCACACUCUCUUGAAGCUAUCUUCAUUCAAAGAACUUUCAGAAAAGGCACUUGCAGCACUAGGUCACUUGGUGGUGACCUUAAUGGGAAAAAAGGCCAUGGAAGAUAGUUCAGUGGUACCAGAGAGCUUGAUUGAGAUUUUAACAUGGGAGGAUAAACCCAUAUGCCAAGAAUUAUCAGCUUACAUUCUAAUGAUUUUAGCUCAUCAAAGCUCAACACAAAGGGAUAAAAUGUCAAAGGCAGGAAUUGUUCCUGUAAUUCUUGAAGUGUCCUUAUUGGGAAGCCCUUUAGCUCAAAAGAGAGCAAUGAAAUUAUUACAAUGGUUUAAAGAUGAAAGGCAAGCAAAGAUGGGACCUCAUUCUGGACCACAAACAGGAAGGGUUGCAAUUGGUUCACCUCUGCAUCCAAGGGAGGCUCAGGAAGGAAAGAAAAUGAUGAAGAAUCUGGUGAAGCAAAGUCUUCUAAAGAAUAUGGAAAUGAUCACCCGAAGAGCCAAUGCUGCUGGUGAUUCUUCUAAUCUCAAGUCCUUGGUACUCAGCACAAGCUCUAAAAGCUUGCCUUACUAAACUGUUUUCUGUAACACUUUGAUGAUCAAUUUUUGUGUUUCGAAAUUGGAGUGCAAUUCUUUUGCAAUGGCAUGUAAUUAUUGCAAAUGAUGGGAAAGAUAACGAAGGUUUUCCCCACAUAGAUGGAAGAAUUCAGCAACUUUGUGAAAGAAUGCACUAAAUCCUUCGUUCAGCCGCCGCCCAUUGGAACCACCACAAACGGUUCUUCUGCCUCCCUUUCCUAUUUUUCCCACUUUCUACCCACCCCAAAUCCUAAACUCUCAAAACCAAAACUCUAAGCACACUUCCCCUUUCUUUCUUUCGAUUUUUUUUUUCUGACAAUUGAUUGUGUUCCCUAUUUUUUUUCCUGGGUGAAAAUUUUUUGGAUAAAAAAAGAUGGGAAUUUUAUUUUGUAAUGGGGGUUUUGGAUCGUAAAUUUGAUGAUGCUUUUUGUAAUGGUAGAUUUUCGAGUUAGAAACGUUACUAGUGGUAAAAAAUUGGGAUU
This is a messenger RNA of Durio zibethinus, 2421 nucleotides long. Its product is annotated as U-box domain-containing protein 45-like. Lineage: Eukaryota; Viridiplantae; Streptophyta; Magnoliopsida; Malvales; Malvaceae. The record is from RefSeq and is a predicted model, not a curated record.